UGGUUCUCGGCGUGGGCCCUGGGCGCACGCGUCAUGCACCUGGCACGGCCCCGCUGCUGUCCUGUUCAACCAGCAUGGCGCUGCUCCGGUCCUGCUGCUGCUGGCUGUCCCUGCGGAAGGGAAGCUGCGCCUGCGGCGUUUACACGCUCAUUUUCUACACGAUGCUUAUUGUAACUGGAAUAUUCCACGUCAACUCGGCGCUUCACUCACCGGUUGGGUUCACGCUGAUCCUCCUACUCCUGUCAUUCUCAGGAUUGUGCGUCAUCUUCUCUGGCGUUCUCCUGCUGGGCUUAUAUUUAGACAACCGGCUGCUCUUGAUCCCGUGGCUGGCAAUCGUUUCCAUGACGACUCUUCUCGACAUCGUUCUCUCGCUCUACUUCAUUGCUGAUCUCAGAGUCGACGGUUUCGUCGUGGCCAUGUACGUCGUCGACUACACCUUAUGUUCCGUGAACAUCUACUGCAUAAUGUGCGUGCUGUCCCAGUACCAGGAGUAUGCCGUUGGAAGAAGGGCCUUGGGGUGCCAGACAAGCCGAGUGCCGCUGCCCGUGGUUUCUGCGUACAACAACAGCAGCAGCAGCAGCCGUGGAGCAGGCGAUGGGCGCUCCAUGUUCAGCCGCAUCGCAUCGUGGCCCAGCCGCCGCAUCUGCCGCAAGGCGGCUUUGCCUCUCGGCGGCGGUGUCCGACCUCCCUCGUGCAGCAUCACCAUUCCCGCGGACGCUGGUGCCCCAGAAGCCGCAGCAACUCCCUUUGGCGCAGGCAAAGUUACGAACGGCGUGACUCGCAUCGCAAGAGAGAACCUCCUCAUGCUUCAGCCUCCGCGCGGCUACAGCAGCACAGACGAUGUCUCCAGCGGUCUGCACCUUUCCACGGCAGAGACGUCCCUCCAACCGUCUGGUGAAGAGGUUGACCUGCCAGAGAACAUGUGUACAACGGUUUUCAACAAAGGAACGGACAACGAGCAGCUGGAGGAAGUGAACAGUAAACUACGUACUCAGUGCAAAACCACGACCAAAACGGAACAAGACAAAGAAUUCAGCGUCGAGCCCGCCAGUCCUGUUCUCGAUAACCACCCACUGCUCGAUACUUCGAGUAGCCCCGACCUGAUCUGCGAAGACAGCAAAUGUAACGACAAUAUAUAAGCGAUCGAGUAUGCUCAUGACGUGCCGUAACCGUACGGCAAACUUCUCACGACGACCUGCUUUCAUAAGUCACACGUGAACAAAGUCACAAUUGCGAUCGCUCGUGUGGGCACAUCUGGGGUGCUAGUUAAGAAAGCAUUUCGUAGACGUUCAUCAGAAGGCGUCCACGCAUACGCCUGAAUUCCAUUUAUACGAGACACUAUUUAUGUAAAAAAUUCAUCUGUUCAGCGCGCCACUGUGUCUCACUUGCGCUGGUGACGAGGACUUGGAGCACUUAAUUUUUAUUUGCGGAUGCUUUACAAACGAACCUCAAGGGUUGUCAUGAGGAAACGCUCUCAACAUGAGCUGCGGGACAUUCUUGGAUCGUGGUAGUGUCCGGCAUCCAAACUGCUAUCCACUAAGGUGGUUAAAGCAUUCUUGCGGGAUACGGGCCCGCCAGUGAGAUUCUGUGAAUAACUUUUGCGCUAGGGCAUCUCGCGCUAGGUCGAAAUCUCCACCUCAUUCCUUCUCACCUGAAGUAACAUGCCAAACCUGUCGCUGGACUAACUUCUCCACUUGCCAUUAAACUCUCUCACUCUCAUAGAGAAUGAAAAGUGGUGCACAGAAGAAAAUAUUGAGUGAACGAGUAAAUAAAGUUAUUAUUGUUCAGGCG
This is a messenger RNA of Dermacentor albipictus, 1791 nucleotides long. RefSeq lists its product as uncharacterized. The record is from RefSeq and is a predicted model, not a curated record. Lineage: Eukaryota; Metazoa; Arthropoda; Arachnida; Ixodida; Ixodidae.